Melospiza georgiana is the source of this 2773-nucleotide messenger RNA. Its product is annotated as ketosamine-3-kinase-like. The coding region runs from base 69 to 998 and encodes 309 amino acids. The record is from RefSeq and is a predicted model, not a curated record. Lineage: Eukaryota; Metazoa; Chordata; Aves; Passeriformes; Passerellidae. The transcript is spliced from 6 exons.
UUCCGCCCCGUCCCUUCCCUCCGUUGCCCGCCCGGUUCCGCCCGCUCCCUUCCCCGGCAGCCGCCGCCAUGGAGGACGCGCUGAAACGAGCGCUCGGCACGACGCUGCUGCGCCCGACCGGGCACACGGGGAGCGGCUGCAUCAGCCAGGGCCGCAGCUACGACACGGACCAGGGCCGGCUGUUCGUGAAGACCAACUUCCAGUCGGAGGCCAGAAGAAUGUUUGAGGGAGAAAUGGCAAGCCUGGAAGCCAUCCUGAAAACAAAGACAAUAAAAGUGCCUCAACCCAUGAAAAUCUUUGACCUCACUGGGGGCCUUACUGCGUUUGUGAUGGAGCAUUUGGACAUGCGAAGCCUGAACAGACACUCAGCACUGCUUGGAAGUCAGCUGGCUGAUCUUCACCUUACUAACCAGAAACUUGGAGAGAAGCUGAAGAAAGAAGGGAGCAUAGUUGGUAAAGGUCAAGGGCAAUCAGAACUCCAGUUUGUGGACCAGUUUGGCUUUCAUACAGUUACCUGCUGUGGGUAUCUUCCACAGGUGAACGACUGGCAGAGCGACUGGGUGGCCUUCUUUGCUAGACAGAGGAUCCAGCCCCAGAUGGACAUGAUUGAAAAGAAAUCAGGUGACAAAGAAGCAAGAGAACUUUGGUCACAGCUUCAGCUGAAGAUACCCAGUUUUUUCACUGGUGUGGAAAUCGUUCCUGCCCUCCUGCAUGGGGAUCUCUGGGGAGGAAACGUAGCUGAGGAUGAAUCUGGUCCAAUUAUCUUUGAUCCAGCUUCUUUCUACGGCCAUUCAGAGUACGAGCUUGCAAUAGCUGGCAUGUUUGGUGGCUUCAGCAGUUCUUUCUAUUCUGCUUAUCACAGUAAAAUCCCCAGAGCUGCAGGGUUUGAGAAGCGCCUGAAGCUUUACCAGCUGUUCCACUACAUGAACCACUGGAACCAUUUUGGGACAGGCUACAGAGGCUCUUCAUUAAACAUUAUGAGAAACCUUGUAAAGUAAAUUACUGCUCAAGCCAAAUAUUUCUUGUGUUGUUUGGAGAGCCCCAUACUUGGUGGUGCAGCUGCAGGAGUAGUGAUGUUAAAAACAACCUGUGAGACCCUUGACCUUGUUAAAGACCUAGAGCCAGUGUCUCCUGCUGAAUACCAAGUGUAAAAUAGUCAUCCCUUUUUAGGAUAGCUGGGGAUAACUCCACAAGGGAAAAAACUAAGGAAGGAGUGAAUUUGCACAGUGAAUUAAGGUCUCAGUGUCCAGAAUGCAUGUGAGACUGUUCUACAAUUUUAGAUGCCUAAAAGUUGCUCACUGCAUUUUGCUGUGUCUUCCUCCCUCUUUGAGCUCUUCGUGUCCAGUUGUGUGCAUGAGAGCAACAUUAACAACAGAGCGUGAAAGUCCAGGAGAUUUUUGUAACAGGAACUGUGAGAGGGGAUUUGGACUUGCUAAUCAUUUUCACAGAAUCAGAGUGAGUGAGGCUGGGGGGGAAUCACAGAAUGCCAUCUAGUCCAACCUCCCCGCCUAAGCAGAUUAUUUAGGAUUGGGUCCAGAGGCUUUUUAAGAGCCCUCCAGAGUUCUGCUGAUUGAUUCCAUUGGAUGCAGACUGUGGAUGCCUCCUGGAGUUGUUGUAGGCUGUUCUGAGCUUCAAUAUCCACAGCAAUUCUGCUUCCACCAGAACUAGUUCUCUUCCUUUUUGGGUCAUGCUUUUGUCGUGGGCAUUCGGAGAGAACUUUCCAGGUAAGACACUUUGCACGUACACACCUUGUGGAGGUGUGUUCUCUAAUGAAAUAAAACCUGCACAUGAAUGACUAAAAUCAGUCAAAAUGUACCUAAUAAUGAAACAAUGUCAGUUGGCACUUUGUGUUUUCCACACCCACAAAGACGACUAUAAAAAUAUUACUUAAAAGGGGAAGGAGGUCAGGGGAGACUCCUGGGAUGGCUCACAAGCUGUAACCCUCUGCUUCUCCACAGGAAUGCCUAUCAGUUAAUUUUAUUCUAAGGGGAUACUACUGCUUGUGCUUUCUGAUAAUCCACAAUAGUUUAUGAACCUUAUUCUGGCACAAGGAUCAGUAAAGCACAGCAUUUGUGUCACAGGGACCACAAAUGUGCCCAGUGCAAAGCUGCACUGUUUGUACACCUGUGCUGGUGAGAGUUCCAAUGCAGGCUUGGAGUGCUGCACUGUUCACAAUAUUCUGUGUAAAGGUCUCAGACACGCCAGGAAGGGGAAGGUGUAGACACCUCUGGGCUCAGUACUUGUCUGGAUAGCCUGGAAAGCAAGGGAAUCUUCCUUUCCUAAACUGACCUGGCAGUUCCCACCAAGUGCAAGCUGUGGCUGUUGUGGUAAGAGACAAGAAACCAAAGGAAGGUGACAUGUAACUGCCAGAGCAGCUCUUGACCCUGUCAGACGCCCUUGGAGAUAGUUCCAGACUGUGGCUGUAACCCUGGAUUUGUGCCCUUCUGAUGUAGGCUGGUAGUGUGCUGCUGUGCGAGCCUGCCAGGGAGGUGAGAGAGAUGCAUGGCUCUAACAUGCACCUUGAGUGUUGGGGAAUGGCUUGUGUUAACUAAAACUGCUUUGCACCGGGUGUUGGCAGGUUAGUGAGGGUUUUCUAAUUGCAGUUACUUACACAAAAUCUCCAAACAAGUUUGGAGAACACUGGUAUUUGGAGUUACUUUCCUUAAUUCUACUGCUUUUCUCACUGGCUGUUUGACUUCUGCUGAAAAAAAUCUGCUUGGUAGAAUAGGUUUUACUUUUACCUUGUUGCCUGAAUAAAAGGUUUCUCAGUUGA